Molecule: messenger RNA, 3765 nt
Organism: Ochotona curzoniae (black-lipped pika)
Lineage: Eukaryota; Metazoa; Chordata; Mammalia; Lagomorpha; Ochotonidae
Gene: DCUN1D5
Product: defective in cullin neddylation 1 domain containing 5
Exons: 8
Coding region: 289-1002 (237 amino acids)
Biological process (GO): positive regulation of ubiquitin-protein transferase activity; protein neddylation
Cellular component (GO): ubiquitin ligase complex
Molecular function (GO): ubiquitin conjugating enzyme binding; cullin family protein binding; ubiquitin-like protein binding
Source: RefSeq, a predicted model, not a curated record
UUCAAGUCCGGGUCGGGCUGAGCUGUGUGUUCCCCGUGCCUGGUGAAGGGUCCGCGCUGCCCGCAAUCUUCCCUCCGAGAGAGACCGAGCCGCGGUGGGCACGAGCGAGGAGCCGCCCGCCGUGUCCCGGGACGGAACAUCGAGUGGAGUCUGGGGAGCUGUGGGCCCGGGCCGACGCCUCCAGGUGCGGUGUGGUGCGGGGGACGCAGCGUCCGCGCUGAGGGGCCUCCAGCGGGCAGCGACCCCCUUCCCCGGCUCCCCUGCCCGCUCCGCCGGGGAGGGAGGAAGAUGCCGGUGAAGAAGAAGAGAAAAUCCACCGGGGUGGCAGCGGCGGUGGCAGAAGACGGAGGCCUCAAGAAGUGUAAGAUCUCCAGCUAUUGCAGAUCCCAACCCCCUGCUAGAGUAAUAAGUGGAGAGGAACAUUUUUCAAGCAAGAAGUGCCUGGCUUGGUUUUAUGAGUAUGCAGGUCCUGAUGAAGUUGUAGGGCCAGAAGGAAUGGAAAAAUUUUGUGAAGACAUUGGUGUUGAACCUGAAAAUAUUAUUAUGUUAGUUUUAGCGUGGAAAUUGGAGGCUGAAAGCAUGGGAUUUUUUACCAAGGAAGAAUGGUUAAAGGGAAUGACUUCAUUACAGUGUGACUGCACAGAAAAGUUACAAAAUAAAUUUGAUUUUUUGCGCUCACAGUUGAAUGAUAUUUCAUCAUUUAAGAAUAUCUACAGAUAUGCCUUUGAUUUUGCAAGGGAUAAAGAUCAGAGAAGCCUUGAUAUUGAUACAGCUAAGUCUAUGUUAGCGCUUCUGCUUGGAAGGACGUGGCCACUGUUCUCAGUAUUUUAUCAGUACCUGGAGCAAUCAAAGUAUCGUGUUAUGAACAAAGAUCAGUGGUACAACGUAUUAGAAUUCAGCAGAACAGUUCAUGCCGACCUUAGUAACUAUGAUGAAGAUGGUGCUUGGCCUGUUCUUCUUGAUGAAUUUGUUGAAUGGCAUAAAGUCCGUCAAACUUCAUAGCAACAACUGUAGUGAAGAAAAUGCAAGCCUUUUAAUUCCCGGUGUAUACAAGCUCAUGGCAAGGAGGGAAGAAUCCAAGGAUGCGUUUUUAUUCAUAUGAAAGACUUCUUAUAGUCCUUUUUUUCUUUUCCUUUUUUUUAAAGGAGGUUUUCUUGUUCCAUGUGAUGGGCAUUGAACCACACUUCUGAGACUGAAUAUGGAAAUUUUUGUUUCAAGUUAUGUUUUUAACAUUUAUUUCAGAACAAUAAAGAUUCAGAUUUGUGACAAAGGCCUUAAAGUGAAGAUGUCCCUAAAGUGUCAGAGUGGUAUUUAUUUUUGUAAAUCAAUUCAAUUUUUAAGGUUUUAAACCAGACAUUUGUGGACUUUCAGAGAUUUUAAACAAUCUUUAUACUUGGCAGUGUAGUCUUCUGGUGGUAUGGCUCAUUCUAGUCAUCUGUGCACAAUUAGGAAGAGUACUCGCCUCGACUUCCAACACUAUGCUUUUCUGAUGAAAUUAUAUGGAGUGCUCCUACUUUCUGCUUUGGGAUUCUGUAAAUGUUGCCAGGGUCUUAUGCAUAUAUCUUCCCUGAAGAAUUUAGAACUCGAAAGUCCUUCAUUUUCUGUCCAUUAAAUAGUAUUUUCAGUGAACAUAAAUGAGCAUUGCAUGUAUAUUCUUCAUGUAAAUUUUAAUUUUUUUCUCACUUUAAAAAGGUACAUUUAUGUUUCAAAGAGCAAUGUUGAUUAAUGGUUUCAAAAUCAGAUUCUUUGUGAGAAUAUAUUUGAAGUGCCACCAUUAUUAUUGACAUAUUUAUGAUAUUUUUGACUGUUAUUUUGUAUAGUUUUGUAGGCCUUAAACUUUUUCUCUGAUACUAUGAACUUAAUUGUAGUAUAUAUGGGGAAAGAAGACAAUAGAGAAAGAAAUCAUAAGAAAACUUUGUACACAACUCAGUGGUGCCACAGCAUUACUAAUUUUCACAGUUUACUGACUGUUGGCAAUAGCAUAUCCUAAAGAAAUGUCAGGUUAAUUUCCGUGGAAGACACUUUUUAGACUAGCAGCAGGCCUGUUCAUAUUUUCUAUUUCAUACCAUCCACAGUACCAGGAAUAGGAAAACUAAAAUUCAUAGUUAAGUCACAACCUCUGUAACAAUCGUAGUUUGUUUGUAUAAAUGCAAAGGAAAUAGAUUAUUUUUCCAAAAUAAUAAGUGUCCUACUGGGAUUUAAGGAAAAAUUGAGAUAAAUGUGAUUUCAGUGUUGUCUACUUAGAAUAGCAUUUUAAAGCUUUUUAUCAUUUUCCUUUCAUGUGCAGGCAGAAAAUGGUGGUCAAUAUUUUAUUUGCCUUCUUGAUAAAGAAAUGCUUUGUAUCAUUUUGGAAUAUAUUAGAGGGAAGAGAUUUUUUUUUUCCCUAAAUGUCACUUAAUUUUCUGUCAUGUUACUAUUAAAUAUUAGAAUCAUUGAAAUGUUGGACCUGGAUAUAGCAAUAGUGUUAUGACUUAGUGUCAUCAUGUUUUAAUAUCAACUCAACUUUAAGAAAAAGCACUUAGAUUGCAAAGCUUGAGUAAUUGGUUAGAAAGAGUAAGUUAAACAGUGUUUUUCAAUUUUUUAAAUUCUAGAACAGGUGAAAUUUCUAUGUCAGUUUUUGGCCUUAACUAAUGUUAAUGUCCUCAGUGUCUUCAUCAUUUGAGUAAAAUAAGGAACACACAAGACUUAUAGAUAAUUUUUUUUAAAAAAUACAAAGGUAUUAAGUUGGCUUACUUAUCCAAAGAUAUUGCUGAGGAAUUUCUAAGCAAGAAAAUGAAAAUGAAGUUUGUUUUCCUGACAAUAGACCAGACCCAGCAGGUCAUUUUUGCUUUACUCCUGCUUAAUAUUGGUUUCUCUUAAAUAUAUGUUACAUUUUCUUACUUUGGAGGCAAAUUUACUCUGCCUAAUUUAUUAGGAUAUGGACCAUGUCCAUUCUUGCUUAAUUUAUUUUAAACAGCAUUUAAUUUACUGAAAAACUUACCAAGAUGUCAGUUGGUUUUGGUAUUAAGGAAGGAGGACUGUCUUAAAGAACCUACAGUAUCAAAAAUAAAUUAACUGCUGUGGCUCCGUUUUGACUAGCUGGCUUUAAAGUGCCUUCCUAAGAAUCCUGCUGUACAUUUUCAGAGUUGUUUCCUUUAUGUGGGAUGAAAUGCUCUGUGGUGCUUUAUAACAUGGAAUCAACUUUCUUCUUAUAGAGUAGUGUAGAUAAAACACUACUGGAACAGAGUAGAGCCAAUUCUCUGAAAUGGGAGGGUGGAGAGGUGGCUCUCCACAAACACAACCCUGUGAGGCAAAUAAUUUCUUAACAUAUGCUAUCUAGGAACUUGCCAGGGAUUCAGGUAACAAUGUGAUAAAAGAAAUAGUGCUGAUCUUGUGUGUUGAUCUCGAUCUGCACUAGCAUGUUUGUUUCUUAUUGUCUAAAAAUUUCUUGUUUUUAAAAUGCUGCUGAUAAAAUGCUUGACACUACAUUUUUGACAGUCAUCUACGUAUGUGUAGUGUGUAGAUUUUGUUGAUUUAGUUUUACUGUGAAGUACCCUGCAUUGCUUUUCCUAAACUAGAAUUUGAAGAUCUUUUAAGUUAGAGGUAUUAGAUUGACCUUGAAUAUUUUUCUUAAAUACAAAUGCCUUUUCAUCUAGCAAACCAAAAAUUUAUCUCAACGUGUUGGGAAGAGUGAGAUGGGAAUAGAAUUUUGAGGUAACUCUAGUGUUUGAGGCAUAAAAGGUAUGUGGAGUAACUCGUUACUUUCAGAACAUGGAAAUACAUUAC